UAUGGGGAAUAAAAGAGUUUUAUUUUAGGCAUGGUCAGCGAAAAAGUUUGAUUUGAUAGCUCACUUCUUUUCUCUUCCUCUCAGUGGAUAAAAAAAAUGUUUGAGUAAAAUGAUGGCAACUAUAGAGUAUAUUUUUACUAUUAUUUCAAAUAUGUCUGUGAUUGAUUUUUAUAAGACACUUACAAGGAAGACACCAACAAAAUCAUACCAGUAAUACUGAUUGUCAAACUACAAUACAUAAUGCACUCUUAAUCUUUAAUUCAGUACAGUACAUUUGUUAAGUGUAGUUAAUUUUUCUACACGCUCAUUCAUAAACCGAACCAAACUCGUGUCACAAUUUCCGAAGGAUGUCUGUCAUUUUGUUUUCAAGCACUGUAUUCUAUCAGACGCCACUGGAGUGAGGCACGUUAUCUGUAAACCAAAACUCAGAUACACCCUCCGUUAUGACUCUGUCCAAAGGCCAAGGCAGUACAGAAGAUUAUGGAAAGUUUAUAAGAGAAGAGAGUGUCCUUCCUAGUCAGAGUGUGAUUGUGUGUGAGUGUGACUAGAUCGCAGCAUGUCAAGAAAAAUUUUACUUUGUGCGCUGGCUUGCUGGUGUUCUCUCUCUACUUCGUCGCUUGUGGAGAACCAGACAAGGGAAUUCCUGCAGAAAUUUGAUGAGGAAGCCAGUGCGCUUAUGUACCAGUACUCACUGGCAUCAUGGGCCUACAACACCAACAUCACAAAGGAGAACUCAGAUAAACUGUCAGAAGAGGGUCAAAUUUGGGGCAAGUUCUACACUGAAAGGUCAGAACAGGCUCAGAAAUUCCCCAUUAACGAAAUCAAGGAUCCUCAAAUCAAAUUACAGCUCAUCACACUACAAGACAAAGGUGCCGGUGCUCUCUCUCCGGAUGAAGCUUCACACCUGAGCAAGAUCAUGAGUGACAUGAGUACAAUCUACAGCACAGCAACUGUGUGCAUGAUGGACGACCCGCUAAACUGUGAGACUUUGGAGCCAGGACUGGAACACGUGAUGUCCACCAGCCACAACUACUCCGAGCUUCUGCACGUGUGGGAGGGAUGGCGGAGAGAGGUGGGCAAGAGGAUGAGGCCACUCUAUGAGGACUAUGUGCUUCUGAAGAACCAAGCUGCCAAACUAAAUGGGUUUGAGGACUAUGGAGCUUACUGGAGAUAUAACUAUGAGACUAUUGAUGAGGAAAGUCCAUACGAUUAUACCAGGAAUCAGCUAAUGGAAGAUGUACGCUCCAUCUAUAAACAGAUCCUGCCCUUAUACAAGGAGCUUCAUGCCUAUGUGAGGGCAAAGCUGAUGAAAGUCCACACAGGCUACAUUGAUGAAAAAGGACCUCUGCCAGCCCAUCUCUUGGGUGACAUGUGGGGAAGAUUUUGGACCAACUUGUAUCCUCUGUCAAUGCCCUACCAGGGUGAGAUUGAUGUCAGCAAAACAAUGGUAGAAAAGGGCUGGACUGAGCGGCGACUAUUCGAAGAGGCGGAGAAGUUCUUUAUGUCGGUGGGCCUGUACAAAAUGUUUGACAACUUUUGGACCAACUCCAUGCUGGUGAAACCUGAGGAUGGACGCACGGUGGUUUGCCAUCCCACAGCAUGGGACAUGGGGAACAAAGAAGACUUUAGGAUCAAAAUGUGCACUCAAGUCAACAUGGAGAACUUUCUGACUGUCCACCAUGAGAUGGGCCACAACCAGUACCAGAUGGCGUACCGAAACCUGCCCUACCUCUUGAGAGACGGCGCCAACGAGGGUUUCCACGAGGCCGUCGGGGAAAUCAUGUCCCUGUCUGCUGCCACACCCAAGCACCUGCAGAGCCUUGGCCUCCUGCCUUCUAACUUCACCUAUGAUAACGAGACAGAGAUUAACUUCCUUCUAAAGCAAGCGCUCACUAUUGUAGCCACUCUGCCUUUCACCUACAUGCUGGAGGAGUGGAGGUGGCAGGUCUUUGCAGGAAACAUCCCCGAGGAUAAAUGGAUGGAGCGCUGGUGGGAGAUGAAGAGAGAGCUCGUCGGUGUGGUGGAGCCCGUGCCGAGAGAUGAAACUUACUGUGACCCCGCUGCUCUGUUCCACGUUUCUGGAGACUAUUCCUUCAUCCGGUACUUCACAAGAACCAUCUACCAGUUCCAGUUUCAAAAAGCCCUUUGUGAUGCUGCCGGUCACUCCGAUGCCUUGUCUUCAUGUGACAUCACCGGUUCAACUGUCGCAGGCGCCAAACUCAGGAACAUGUUAGAGUUGGGUCGGUCCCAGUCGUGGACCCGAGCUUUACAUAAAAUAUCUGGAGAUAUCAAGAUGGACGCUAAACCACUGCUGGAUUAUUUCCAAAAACUUUACGUGUGGCUGAAGGAGGACAACAUGAAACACAACCGCGUCGUUGGCUGGGAUGCAGCGGUAGAUCCAUAUUCUGAUUAUGCCAUCAAAGUGAGGCUCAGUUUAAAAAUGGCCAUGGGUGAUGAAGCUUAUUCCUGGAACGCCAACGAGCAGUACCUGUUCAAAGCCAGCGUGGCCUACGCUCUGAGACAGUACUACAGCCAAAAGAACACCACCCUCCUCUUCACAGCGGAGAACGUUCUAACUUACAAACAAACGCCCAGGAUUUCCUUCUACAUUGUGGUCACCGAUCCAAAGAAUCCGUCCGUAUAUGUGCCAAAGGAAGAUUUGAAGGCAGCCAUACGACUAUCCCGAGGCCGACUCAACGAUGCUUUCCAACUGGACGACCACACACUGGAGUUUGACGGUAUCCCAGCAACCCUUUCACCUCCCGUGGAGCAACCGGUGGAGGUGUGGCUGGUGGUGUUUGGAGUGAUCAUGGGAGUGGUGGUGCUCAUGGGACUCUUUCUCAUUAUCUCUGGCAUCAAAGACCGCAAAAAGAAGAAUCGGAAAAGCACGGGGGUGGAAAAUCCCUACGAGCCUGAGGCCAAUGGACAGACCAACAGAGCCUAUGAGGACAGUAGUGAUGAACAAACCGGUCUCUGAAGAAUGAUCUGUGUUUUUUUUCCCACCUCGAAUGAAAAUUAAUGCGAGCUCAGCACCGGGCCUCUUUGAAAUAUCAUCAUAUCACAGGUAGAAACUUGACCUUCAGUUAUUUUAUUAUGGAUAAGUUAGGAACAUUCAGCUUUUGGGGAAGUUCAAUUUCCCCCAUUGUUUUAAGAGUCGUGUUUGUGAAACUAAUAAUGCAGCACUGGACUGUGUUGUAAAAUAUGUACUUAUAUAGCACUAAAACAAAGCCUCACAUACAUUUAAAUAUAUUUUGUUUCUUUUGUGUACACAAUAGCAUUGCUAAGGUUUAUUUAUCAGUGUUAAUAGGUGUAUGAUGUAAAUAAUAAUAUCAUUGAAUUCAUUAUAUUGAUCGUAAUAUCAAUGUACGGUAAAUGAUACCAUGCAAUGUACAAAUUGUAAAAAUGUGUUUGUAUAGGGGAAAAGAGCACUAUUGUGUUUUCAUGAAAUGUCAACAAAAUUGGGUUUUAUAAGCACACAUAGACAGACACAAAAAAAAAAGACAGAUUUUCUAUGUUUGAAUGAUGAAGAGGAAUGACUGAAUUCCUUGCCGUCCAUCUGACUUAGCCAUUUGUACAGCGUCUGUUGAAGCUGAAGUGGUAAUUUGGAUGUACCAUCCCCGGUAGAGUGCAGAUUCAAACUUGCGCUGCUUUGUGCUGUCCGACGUCAUGUAGAAGAUGAAACAAAGUUUGCUCUCAUCAUUCAUUGAAAUGCUUUUCAGCGUCUUCUUAUCCACUGCCUACAAAAACAAACAUGGUAAGAAUGCGGCAUUGAAAUGAACAAAAAAAAACAUUUACGGUGCUUGAUUUUGUUUUAAGCGUAUCAUGCCAAUUAUCUUUUUUUGCUUUCUUUUCAUUUUUGUUUUGAGUAGCUAACCCCCCAAAACUUUAUCAUCAAUUUAUUCCUGA
Molecule: messenger RNA, 3906 nt
Organism: Syngnathus acus (greater pipefish)
Lineage: Eukaryota; Metazoa; Chordata; Actinopteri; Syngnathiformes; Syngnathidae
Gene: ace2
Product: angiotensin I converting enzyme 2
Exons: 18
Coding region: 557-2977 (806 amino acids)
Biological process (GO): proteolysis
Cellular component (GO): plasma membrane
Molecular function (GO): metallopeptidase activity; peptidyl-dipeptidase activity
Source: RefSeq, a predicted model, not a curated record